AUUCGAGUGAAUCACGUUCUCACGUUCAACUGUUUUCUUUUUUUUUGUUGUGCAACUUAGGCCGUGAGAUGCGAGAGAAAUUCCCGAUGACUUCCUAAGGCAAGGCGACUCCACUCAACCCUUAGAGCAAUCGCACCGCGCCUGUAUGUCGACGGCUCUUGACGCUGCAAGCUGCAACACACCCCGCCCGUGCCCCGCGAUUCGUGAAGACAGUAUUGCGCAUGCUGUAGAGAACAUUCAGAAGAUAUGACUCUGACAAUUCUCACGGACCAGGAUGUUCGGCUCCUGCUUCACUCUCUGACCAAGUCGGACAUACUCGAUAUACAGCAGUCGCUAGCGGAUGCUCUACACUAUUACUCAACGGCGGUUGAGGAGGACGACAAUGGCUGCAGUGCGUCGUAUCAACCCAGCAGAACACAACUAACGCGCAAGGAUGGCUCGACAACACUGUUCAUGCCAGCGAACAGUAUGGACAGCAUGGGCGUCAAGAUAGUCACUCUGAGUGAAGUAUGUGCUAAGAGCUCCGAUCCAGUCGGUCUGCCGAACUUGGACGGCCAACUCAACUUCUCGGAUUCAGAUUCGACGAUCAGUGCAAGGGAAGGCAGCACAACUAGCGAGCCUUCCGCUUUGAGCUCACGCAUGAGCUCGUUAUCCUUGGGCUCCGGGUCAACCGCGGCGACCAGCACGAGCAGUCAUACCACCCCCUUCGAUGUGCCUCCCGAUCUUACCAGGGAAAUGAAGGAAGCCAUCAAAAUGAAAUGUGCUGCUACAAGUCCGAGCGGGAGCUUGACGCUACUGAAUCGUGACGGAACAAUGAGGGGCCUGAUCAAUGCAGCCGAAAUCACAGCGUUCAGGACCGCGUCGGCAAGCACCAUGCUUUUCAAGAAGAGAAACAAUGUACACGACGUUGUCAUUUUCGGCGCUGGCAAGCAGGCAUACUGGCACGCACGACUUGCUCUUGUGCUUCGAGGCAACGAGAUUCACCAUCUCAACUUCAUCAAUCGCUCCUUUGAAAACGUCAUGAGCCUUCUCCACGACCUCUACAAGAUUCCGUGGCCAGUCCAAGUCCCCCAUCCAAAAACUUCCAUCAUCACCCCCGCUCACAACGAAUACGCCCGACAUUUAAAGGCUACACUUCGGGCCUCGAGCGCCAUUUUCUGUACCACACCGUCGGUCGAGCCUCUUUUCCCGGCCGAGAUCCUGACGUCCACCGAAGGGCGAAAGAAAGGCAGAUACAUCAGUGCCAUUGGAAGCUACAAGCCUCACAUGAUUGAGCUUCACACGGACAUCAUCAAGCAGGCUGUCAAGCCACACGACCACCACCAUCAUCACCACAAACAUGCCAAGUCGGGUGGCGCGAUCAUCGUCGAUUCGGUGGAGGCGUGUAUGCAAGAAGCUGGGGAGAUCAUUCAGGCCGGGAUCAGCCCGCGCGAGAUUGUGGAGCUGGGCGAGCUCGUCAUGCUGAAACGGGAUGCCGAGAGACGGAGGAAGGAGAGCGCUGGCAAUCUCGACAGUGAAGGCGUAGAGCUACAGAGCGACAGCAAGAGCAGAAAGAGCGGAAAGGGUGGAACGCAUGAUCACGACGGGGGCUUGAAAGAGUGGCUUGAGAAAGGGAACGUGAUCUACAAGAGCGUUGGCCUGGGUUUAAUGGAUAUCGUGGUUGGCAAGGAACUUUGCGAUCUUGCGGAUAAGCUGAACGUAGGCACGAGGAUAGCCGACUUUUAAAGCCCGCGAUCAUUGUCGUCUUAUGAAUGGGUUUCUGCCGUUUUCCAGCUGUCCUAUGGAGACAACGUACGACAGUAUAAGUAGUCUUCACCUGCCACAACGAGCCUCCGAAGUUGAACCGUGUGACAAAAGUAUAAUCAUCAGGAUCGCGGCCGAUGGUGGAAAAAUACUACGUUACGUCUUUCAGAAACUUGGCACGUUCUUUCCACAUAACCGGUGCAGUCCAAAGUUUUCGGAAUCAGGCCGGCCUUCAUCGGUGAAGCCCUCUAAAGGCUCGCUUUGCAUUGUACCUCGAACCCAACGCGUCGCGCACGAGCCGAUGGAAAUUGCGCGUUCAAAUCGAGUUUGCACUUUGGUUCACGCCUGGGAGAAGAGUCAGAAGUCGUAUUAUUGUACUGGGUGAUUGCAAUCGUCGGGUAGCUAGGCCCGGUUUGCGCCUGAGCAUCGUAGUUAGCCGUCCUGCCUUCACUCAUGCCAUUCUUGUAACGACAUGGUCAAAGCAACCGCUGGCUUUUUACGAGAAGGUUUGAAAAUUAAAAGCAAAAUGAAAAAAGUGACUAAAUGAUUGAGCUGUAAAAUCUGCCCAAAAUUCGUAGGGAUAAG
Molecule: messenger RNA, 2328 nt
Organism: Verruconis gallopava
Lineage: Eukaryota; Fungi; Ascomycota; Dothideomycetes; Venturiales; Sympoventuriaceae
Exons: 2
Coding region: 247-1725 (492 amino acids)
Cellular component (GO): cytoplasm
Source: RefSeq, a predicted model, not a curated record